UAAAUGAAUGAAGUCGACGUCUCCAAAUGUUUAAAUUAAUUUAAAGUGAAUUACCUACAGCUAAGCUCUCUUUACGUUCACAGGUCACAGGCCUGUCGUGUCCAAGUAAUUAUAAUUAGUAGUCCUCCAGUAAUAAUUCUUUCCUAAAGCGGACCUGUAACCAACAACUCAAACUUAUAUAACUGCAUAUUUUUUUACUUUUUCUGCUGAAUGGAAAACUCCUACAUGACCUCCACAAUCUUAUCAACUCUUCACGAAGAUGCGUCAACCGCCAUGCCAUCCAGACUUGUCUCUACUGUAACCACGUCCGCUCUAAAUGAAGCGACAAACACCAGCGCGAUGCCAAGUAUUGAGGCAGUUGGAACGUUUUUUUCUUGGUACGAUUACGUUCUCUUUUGCGUAAUGCUCUCUCUUAGUUUAGGAAUAGGAAUAUAUUUUGGAUGUUUUGGUAAGAAGCAGACUGCUAAGGACUAUUUGCAUGCUGGAGGAAAUAUGAAGGUGUUGCCAGUGGUGAUAUCUCUAGUGGCAAGUCAUUGCUCUGGAGUAACUUUACUAGCUUUACCUUCUGAGGUAUACAUGCACGGAGCAAAUUAUUGGUUGUGCGUUUUUUGCCUAAUCCUAGUAACUAUGGUCACUGUAUAUAUUUUCAUGCCUGUUUUCUACAAACUGCAAUUAACCAGCACUUACGAAUAUUUGGGUAUAAGAUUUGACAAAAGAACGAGAAAAUUUUCAUCCAUACUGUUUACUAUAUCCGUUUUUCUUCACAUUCCGAUUGUGACGUACAUACCUGCCUUGGCAUUUUCAUCAGCAACUGGUUUGAACAAAAACUUAGUUAUACCUUUGAUUUGUGGAAUUUGCAUAUUCUACACAGCUAUUGGUGGAUUGAAGGCCUUGGUAUGGUCGGAUACUCUUUUAUUUUCGGGAACAAUAGGUUCCCUUUUAGCCAUAAUGGUAAUAGGUGUGAACAAAGUUGGUGGACUCUCAAAUAUUUUCAGAAUCGCUCGUGAAGGAGAACGUAUGGUUACAUUUAGCUUUGGUUUAGAUUUGACUGAAAGAGAUUCAUUUUGGACAAUAAUUAUUGGAUUUACGAUUUACUGGGUCGCUAUGAUGAGUAUUAAUCAAGGAUGUACUCAAAAGUUUUUGGCAGUACCAACACUGAAACAGUCCAAGCUAGUAGUCUGCCUGUAUUGCGGUCUGGGUAUGUCAUUGGUUAAAACUCUUGGUGUAUUGACUGGUCUAGCUUUAUACGCCAAUUACGAAAAAUGUGAUCCCUUAACUUCGCACAAGAUUGCGCAUAGUAACGAAAUACUUCCUUACUAUGUCCUAGAAGUGGCUGGAAAAAUUCCGGGGUUAUCUGGAUUGUUUAUUGCAGGAGUGUUUUGUGCAUCGUUAAGUUCUUUAUCUGCUAACUUAAACAGUUUGGCUGGAACCAUAUAUGAAGAUUUUGUAAAAGCCAAAUUGAGCGAGAAACGUCAAAGAAAUCCAGCCAUCUUUCUAAAAUCCUUCGUUGUCAUCAUCGGAAUUAUCACUACUGCUCUGGUAUAUAUCGUAGAACAUUUAGGAGGUUUAUUAUCUCUUAACAUUGGAUUGAACGGUAUAGCGCAAGGACCUUUGCUCGGGCUAUUCACAUUAGGAGUUCUGUUUCCAAGAGCUAAUUCGAAAGGAGCCUUUUACGGCGCUAUAGUCAGUACCAUUUGUAUGAUAACUUUGGUCUUUGGAGCUAACUACUUAAAAUCAAUUCAUGCGUUAAAAGCUGUAGUAAAACCUGUAUCCAUAGAAGGUUGUUUAAACACAACAAAUUUAACAAUUAGUCCAUUUUUAACAAGUACAUCAAGUCCUACAAUACCAACUGAAGAUAUUUCAGUGUAUUUAAAAAUCUUCUCUAUCUCAUUCUAUUGGUACUGCCUUAUAGGUUCUACAAUUUGCAUAGUAGUAGCUUUAAUUAUCAGCUACUUUUCUGAAGAAAAUGAUCCGCCAGUUGCUAGAGAGCUAUUAAGUCCGAUCAUUUAUGGUAUUAUAGACGAAGAUAAAUACAUAAAUAGAUUGGAUUUGGAAUAUUCCGGAAUAGAUGAGGCAAUUUCUAGACUAGAAGGGAAGAACCUGGAUAGGACGUCCUCCAAAUGGGAAGAAAUGAGGCAGGAGCGAAUGAGGAAGAUGUCAAUGCUUUCUAAUGUUGAUAUUUGAAAUUUUUAGUUGAUUAUUUAUAAAGAGUACCAACUUUUAGUUAUGUUCUGAGGAUCACGAUAAUUGCAUAAAUUUAAAAACAGGCAAUGUUAAUGAUAUUUACCAAUUUAUAUUAAUAAUUUAAUAAAAUUACUAUUUUUGAUGUAAUAUCAUAAUUUCUUGCUA
Molecule: messenger RNA, 2349 nt
Organism: Psylliodes chrysocephalus
Lineage: Eukaryota; Metazoa; Arthropoda; Insecta; Coleoptera; Chrysomelidae
Source: the annotation of a GenBank genome assembly